AUGGAGUUCACUUUCCCCGGGGGCGGGCCCCAGCACCCCUCCCCCACGUUGCGUUCUCCAGAGACGGGUGUACGGGGAAGGAACUCCCCAGGAUCACCACCUUCCAAGUUGUGUCAAGUUGAGGACCGACUCUACGCAGGCAGUUAUUUGCCUCGCAGGAGAUACCAGUUCAGUCCACAGAUACCUUUACCAGUAAUAUUUUUUCGAAAUAUGGAAGUUCCCAACAAAACAACAUGGAAGAAAAAUGCUGGAAAGUCUGCCAAGAAAGAAAAAAACACAGUGAACAAAUCUGGGAGCAAGGCCGAAAAGAAGUGGACCAAAGGGAAAGUUUGGGACAAGCUCAAUAACCUAAUCUUGUUUGACAAAGCACCAUAUGAUAAAGUCUGUAUGGAAGUUUCCAACUACAAGUUUGUAACCCCAGCUAUUGUCUCUGAGCAACUGAAGAUCCACAGUUCCUUGGCCAGGGGAGCCCUUCAGGAACUCCUCAGUAAAGGACUUAUUAAACUAGUUUCAAAGCACAGAGCUCAAGUAAUUUAUACCAGAAACACCAAAGGUGGGGAUGCCCCAGCUGUUGGUGAAGAUGCAUGAA
Molecule: messenger RNA, 589 nt
Organism: Phyllostomus hastatus (greater spear-nosed bat)
Lineage: Eukaryota; Metazoa; Chordata; Mammalia; Chiroptera; Phyllostomidae
Product: 40S ribosomal protein S25-like
Exons: 3
Coding region: 1-588 (195 amino acids)
Cellular component (GO): cytosolic small ribosomal subunit
Molecular function (GO): structural constituent of ribosome
Source: RefSeq, a predicted model, not a curated record